Juglans microcarpa x Juglans regia is the source of this 879-nucleotide messenger RNA. RefSeq lists its product as uncharacterized. The transcript has a single exon. NCBI's taxonomy places the organism in Eukaryota, Viridiplantae, Streptophyta, Magnoliopsida, Fagales, Juglandaceae. The record is from RefSeq and is a predicted model, not a curated record. Bases 166 to 672 code for a protein of 168 amino acids.
CCUCCUAAACGGCUUCAUCUCUAUGUCGUUGCGUCUUCUUUACUACCCAGGAAUGCUCUUUUGUUAUAUAUAUACAAGCCUUAUGACUUGGCCCUUGAUCCAUUAAUUGAUUUAUCAUUACUAAACUUGGGAGUCUUUGAUCUCACAAACCCAAUUUCCAUUACUAUGGAACCUUAUUCUACUUACUCACCUCCUUCCUCCUCCUCCACGACAUACUUCUCAAAGAAACCAAAGAUCCCAACACAGCCAUUUCAUUCCUCAUCUCUCCAUACGGUUCGAAAGUCUAUGGCAAAGCCGUGGAAGAAGCCAGUGGCGCCACUGCCACCAACACCCCCUCGUAUAUACAACGUGGAUCCUAUUAACUUUCGUGACCUUGUCCAAAAGCUCACUGGUGCAGCCGAGUUAGAUCGAUCUCGGCUUCUUCAAAGCGUGGCUCCACCUCCACUCGAAGUGGGUUCGACAGAAAAACCAACUUUCUUUGCAGUAGAGUACCAGCAGGACUUCACACCUGGGGCACUGGAAACGAAACAAGUACAGAAAGUGUCGACUGAGAAUAAAGAGGCAACGUUUUCCCUUGCCAUGAAUAUGUCGCCGUCUUCUCAGAAUUUGUUUUCUUUUCCUCUAUUCAGUCCAGGUAGUCUUUCCACUUUGGAACACAGCACGGUUCUUUAGCUCGCUGAUGAUAACUAUAUAUAAUGUCCCAGUAUCCGUCCUCCAGCACUGCUUAGAAACAAAGCAGGGUCUGGUUUCAUUCCCAGCUAGCUCUUCCUUCUGCUUGAACUAUAUAUAUUAAGAACGUCACAUCUUAUUGUUGUCAAUGUGUUAGAUCGACUAGUUAAGAUUUACCUCUUGGUAAUGCUAUUAAUAUCAAUUCAAAAA